AUGUGCAGCAACAUGAAUGUUACUAAUCAAGUCAAUGCCAAAACAUCCAAUGUACUUGAUAGUUUUAAUUACUGCAAAAACUACGUUAAGCUUGAGACGGAUGCCUUCAUUGUAGCCGCAACAAUGAAACAUUUUGAAAUCACGAGUUUAGAGGAUCCUGUUGAUCAGUUCAUUCCUGCGUCCAUCCUGCAAGGAACACGAAGUACCAGACGACUUUGGCUUCAUGAGCAAGUAAAGGCAAUCUUGAAAAAAUAUGUCAUGGAUGGUCAAGAGCAAUUCCACCAGUCAAUGAAGUGAUAGAAAUGAAUAGGCCAAAAGUGUACCACUGUAGUGUUUGUGGCAAGGAGUACAGAUAUGAGAAGGCGCGAGAUAACCACGAAGCCAGAGUGCAUUCUGUUAACACCUAUCCUGUGGAAGAGGCCAGCAACUCCUCCAACACAGCAGAAUCCCCAUCAGAAGAACAAACCCCACCAGCAGAACAAACAACAGAUGACAGGUACAAUUAUGCCACUGCACUCUUGAAUUUUGGCAUGAUUGUGUUUAAUUUUGAUGAUGCAGUUAAAGAGGGGGAUGUGGAACGGAUUUUAAGGUGCUGGCAAUUUAUGAUGCAAAUUUUCCGCGCUUACAAGCACACUAAAUGUGCAUUCGCUGCAUUGCAGCUAUUCUUUUUUUCUUUUUCUUAA
Messenger RNA from Porites lobata, 683 nucleotides. The record is from the annotation of a GenBank genome assembly. NCBI's taxonomy places the organism in Eukaryota, Metazoa, Cnidaria, Anthozoa, Scleractinia, Poritidae.